This is a messenger RNA of Salmo salar (Atlantic salmon), 2169 nucleotides long. It is a transcript of the gene cl026, whose product is annotated as CL026 protein. The record is from RefSeq and is marked provisional. Gene Ontology annotation, biological process: rRNA modification. NCBI's taxonomy places the organism in Eukaryota, Metazoa, Chordata, Actinopteri, Salmoniformes, Salmonidae. Gene Ontology annotation, molecular function: rRNA (adenine-N6,N6-)-dimethyltransferase activity.
UUAUAUAAAACUCUUUCACUCGGGUGUAAUAGUGUAUUGUUGAAAUGUUUAAUGUUCACAAUUUAUAACCGGUCAGUUGCCGAUGCGACGGUCGAAUGAUGUGCUCACCGACACUUUCAGCAGAGCAGCAAAGAGAGUUGGCAAGAAAUCUUACAUAUUUUCUGUCGACAUACAAACACAUCUCCGAUUCCUUCAUAAUUGAAUUCUUCAGUGAGGAUCUAUGGGCUACAUUGCCUACCAGAUGGCAACAGAUCCUCUGUGACCUGUCACCCCCACAAAUAGCUGACCUCCUAUUGGACAGAUUGAAUGUGAAUAGAAGCUACUCUUGUGUAUGGCCUCUUUCACUAUUGGCUUUCCGGGCCACCGCGCAUGCCCUGACGUUCCCCAGGACACCCCAGGGCAAGCGGGGACAUGAAGUGGGCAUGCUGAAGCCAGAGGAGUUCUUGGAGAACAAGAGUCAGAGCUCACUGCUGGGACACAUAUUUAGGAAACAUGUGAAACCCAAGAAGCAGCAUGAGAUCCGGAGUCUGGGCACGUUGGUGAAGCAGCUUUGUGACCUGACAAACUGCAAUAGUGUGGUGGAUGUGGGUUCUGGACAGGGCCAUUUGACUCGUUUCUUGUCGUUUGGGCUUGGUCUGUCUGUGACUGGAAUUGAGGCUGAUCCCACUCUAGUUUCCAUGGCAUCCAAAUAUGAUGGACAGCUUCUGUGGACGCUGGAGAAGGAGCGGCAGAGGAAGAAUGGACCUCCGCUCUCUAGAUCUGCCCCUUCACCCUGCCAUGUGGCUGGCUGGGUCAACCCCAAAGCAUCAUGGAACGACUUCGUCAAGCAGGUAGGAAAUGGUAAAUGUGUCUGUGAGGAUCAGACCGCUCCGGCUGGACCCAGUAAGAAGAGACAGCGGGAGUCCAUGUCAGAAGCUGAUCAGCAACAUGGGCACGGAGACCAGCCUGUGUUGACUGCAAAAUCAGAAUUCCUGGGCUGUUCAGACAAUGGCCAGGCUGCAUCCCCACUCAAGAAUAAUGACAAUACAUGUACAAACUCGUUUACUAGUGUAAAACAUGAACCCCGGUCUAGCUCACUCUCGUUUCCAAAACGUCUUUGCAAGACUGAAGCCGGGCAAGGCCCAUAUGUCCACCCACUCUGCCAAGAGAGUUCAUCCACAGAAGUUGUUGUCUGCCCUGUGGAAGAGGGGCAGGGAUGUCCAGAUUUUAUCCUAACGGGCCUCCAUGCCUGCGGGGACCUCAGUGCCACCCUCCUUCGCCACUUUGCCAGCUGCCCUCACGUUCGUGGCAUCACCUCAGUGGCGUGCUGCUACAUGAAGAUCACCACCAGUGAGAACCCCAACCCCCCUGGCCUCAUAGCCCCUCCCCUAUCCCCUUUGCCCACCAGUGAGGCAUCUCACUCAGAGUUUGGCUACCCAAUGAGCUCCUGGGUGCAGGGGUUGCCGGGACACCAGCUGUCCUAUAAGGCACGGGAGGGGGCGUGUCAUGCCAUAGAGGACUACAUGCACAGGCUGCGGGAAGAGAGUGGGUUGCUAAGGAUGCACUGUUAUCGGGCAACCCUAGAGACAGUUAUCAGGGAGGCGAAGCCAGAGCUGCGCAGGCCGGGAGUCCAGGCAAUAAAGAAAGCACAUCUGCUACCCUUUACAGAGUAUGCCCGUCUGGGUCUACCCCGCGUUGGCCUGCCCCCUGACCUGCCCCUGGACACCUGCAGAGUGGAGGCCAUGCUGAGGCAGGAGGGUCGUGUGGUGGUCUACUUCAGCCUGGCUCUGCUACUGGCACCGGUGGUGGAGACACUGGUGCUGCUGGACAGGAUGCUAUACCUGCAGGAGAAAGGUAUAAAGAGUCAGCUGGUGCCACUCUUUGACCCUGCGUUCUCUCCCCGAAACCUGGUACUGAUGGCUUUGAAGCAGCCGACAAGGGACAGAGACUGAGUGCACCCUUCCAUAACCAAGGACACCUCUAAAACGGUGUGUUGUGUUCAGAGUUUACUCCCUUACUCAUUGGUGCUCAAGGACUUGAGUGGAAGUUUAGGAGUAGCUGUGUCCGAAUAUCCAUACUAGCGUACUACAUACUUGUAUAUACACUUGUAAAUGAGAAUUUGUUCUCAACUUGCCUACCUGGUUAAAUAAAGGUGAAAUAAAAAUAAAUAAAAACUUCAACUGCAUACUA